Poecilia reticulata (guppy) is the source of this 5276-nucleotide messenger RNA. It is a transcript of the gene nr2f5, whose product is annotated as nuclear receptor subfamily 2, group F, member 5. Gene Ontology annotation, biological process: regulation of DNA-templated transcription. Gene Ontology annotation, molecular function: zinc ion binding; DNA-binding transcription factor activity; sequence-specific DNA binding. NCBI's taxonomy places the organism in Eukaryota, Metazoa, Chordata, Actinopteri, Cyprinodontiformes, Poeciliidae. The record is from RefSeq and is a predicted model, not a curated record.
UUUGACUCUGGAAGACGGGACACCCAGUCUGAGGGCGACCCGGCGAACAGCGCUGCUGUUUGGAUCUGCUGUUUGGUUUGGUUCUCCUCAGCGGACCGUCAUCCUGAAUGCUCGGGGGAAAUCCCGUCCAUCUGUGGUAAAUAAAAAAACUUGCGCGCAAACUGAAAUCGUUUCCCAGUUCGGUCCGCUGCGCGCAGGACGGAGAGGAUCCAGGAAUCUCCUCUCCUCUCCUUUGGACUCGCUCUCUGUGCCGCUGGGACCAAACGAAUCCUGCUCUGAAAGUCGCAAACACGUGGUCAGAAUUAGUUUAAAUUUGUGUUUGAAGAAUCGAUAGCGGCCGAACAGAACCGAGCCGGAGGGUGUGAGCUGCGGGAUAAUUGUCUCCUGCGCAGUUGGUGCGGUUUUCUCCCAGAUUAGGAUAAAAACACCCGACAGGAUUCCUGACAGUGUUUUCACUCUGACAGCCAAGCGGCUCACUUGUUGGACUGACUUUCCCGAGAGGUUCGGCUCUGAAGAACAACGUGUUUAUGGAUCUCUGCGCAGAGAGGAACUUCGGGAGUUGUUGGCUCUGCAGUUCGACAUCGAUCAUGUUGAUUCCCCGCGGUUGCUUUGUACUAUAAUAGAUGUUUACACAAAGUAUUAAGUGGUAUUUUAAAAGUGACCGUUCAGCUCAGACCAGCUCGCAUUGACCCCUGAGGACUGAGGGAAGCGCCUUUUAGCCCUUCCUCUUUUCUGUUUUCCUCCAAGACGUCAGGACGGAUCUCUACCGCGCACUCCGACUUCUUCUGUGAUUUAAACAGAGGCAAAGUGUUGGGGGAGAGCAUGGCAAUGGUAGUAAACCAGUGGCCAGAGAACAUUUCUGCAGAUCCGGGCUCCCAGCUGCAGAUGUGCGGCCAGGAACCCGGCGGGGGACCGGGGACUCCUAACGGUUCCACACCGGGGAACGACGCGCUUUCCGGGGAUAAGCUCCCCAACGUGGACUGCAUGGUGUGCGGGGACAAGUCCAGCGGGAAGCACUACGGCCAGUUCACCUGCGAGGGAUGCAAAAGCUUCUUUAAGCGCUCGGUGAGGCGGAACCUGACGUACACCUGCCGGGGGAACCGGGACUGUCCCAUCGACCAGCACCACCGGAACCAGUGCCAGUACUGCCGGCUCAAGAAGUGUCUCAAAGUCGGCAUGAGGAGAGAAGCUGUACAGAGAGGACGCACAUCGAACUCCCAGAGCAGCCCGGGUCAGUACCUGACCAACGGCUCCGACCCGUACAACAGCCAGCCUUACCUGUCGGGCUUCAUCUCCCUGCUGCUGCGCGCCGAGCCCUACCCCACGUCCCGCUACGGCGCCCAGUGCAUGCAGGGAAACAACCUGAUGGGCAUCGAGAACAUCUGCGAGCUGGCGGCUCGGCUGCUGUUCAGCGCCGUGGAGUGGGCCAAGAACAUCCCCUUCUUCCCCGACCUGCAGCUCAUGGAUCAGGUGGCGCUGCUGCGCAUGUCGUGGAGCGAGCUCUUCGUCCUGAACGCCGCCCAGUGCUCCAUGCCGCUCCAUGUGGCGCCCCUGCUGGCGGCCGCCGGCCUCCACGCCUCGCCCAUGUCCGCCGAGCGCGUGGUGGCCUUCAUGGACCACAUCCGUGUCUUCCAGGAGCAGGUGGAGAAGCUGAAGGCCCUGCAGGUCGACACGGCCGAAUACUCCUGCCUCAAGUCCAUCGUGCUCUUCACGUCAGAUGCCAUGGGGCUGUCUGAUGUCGCCCAUGUGGAGAGCAUCCAGGAGAAGUCCCAGUGUGCUCUGGAGGAAUAUGUGAGGAACCAGUAUCCCAGCCAGCCGAACCGAUUCGGGCGCCUGCUCCUCCGCCUGCCUUCUCUGCGCAUCGUCUCCUCGCCGGUCAUCGAGCAGCUGUUUUUCGUGCGACUGGUGGGCAAGACGCCCAUUGAGACAUUGCUCCGAGACAUGCUGCUCUCUGGCUCCAGCUACAACUGGCCCUACAUGCCCACAGUGCAGCGCGAGCGGCCGCUCUCGCUCCACUACAAUGAGAACGGACCCUGAGGCUCAGCAGCAGAGGAGAAGCUCAUCCUUCUUCCCUUCCCUUCCUUGUCCACUUUUCAGCUUUCCCCGAGGAAGCAUCUUCCUCACCAUUCCACCCUUGAGACUCUUGAAACGUUACCAUCCCGGUUACACAAGCCAGCCAAUUGUUCGUCAUUGUCGAUACAGAGACUCAAUGGCCUCUCCAAGUCCCUGAGCUGAUGGCGUGCAGUCUUUCUCUUUGAGACGUGGCAUGAGCUGGACGUGUUGCUGCACAGUUCACCAGCAGGUCUGAUGGACUCGCUUCAGAUGUCAGUUAUAAAACUGUGCAAACGUUUGCCUAAUUCUUGGUGCUAUGCCUGCAUUUACAGAGCAUGGCUGAACCUGAGCAGGGACUAUGCCAUUCGAACUCUGCAGCCAAGAGUGAGGUCUGAGUGUGUAUUUACUAAAUUUUGAAAAGCAAACCAGAAGCCAUUAAAAGAAGACAAAUGCCAAAAUGUCUUGAACUUUUGCAGAUGACGUCAUAUUGUGUGUUGUUUUAGCACUGUUUGUAUGGAGAGAUAACUCAUGAUUGUGUCCAUAUGUAUAGUAUAUCAUUGAUUCAUUGGCAUCUAAGGCAUCUUUGGGUUCACUGAAUUAAAAAGCUCAGGUUUCUAGGGGUGUGGGGGGUCAGACCAGCAGACAUGUCGGUAUUGGGCUCUGGUUGUUCUGCUCCUUUGUCACUUUGACCUUGUGCAGUUUUGGUCACAUCCUGCCCAGAUUUUCAUGGAGAAGAAAGGAAGUUGUCCUCCAUGGGCCUCUUCAUGUGUCUGUUUCGCUCUUCUGGUGAACACUUUGACCGCCGUAUAUUUAAAGUAAUCUUCUAUAUGAAUAUUUUCCAUUAAAGGUUGCAGAUAUUUUAUUUGGUUUGGUUAGAUGACAUAUUCUUCAUUUGUUUUCAGAACCAUAUCUGAAAAUUUCAGAAAAUGAAAAUGUCGUCAUUAAAUUCAGGGGUAUUAUGAGAUCAUGAUAUCUCAUAAUAUUGAAACAGAAUUAUAUAUUUUUAAAUAUUUGAAAUCCUGUCAGGUUGCAGUCAGUAGGAGUUUAUUUGUAAAAAGAAGAUUAAAGAUUAUUUGCCACUUAUCAGUCAUAUGAAGAAACGAGUCUGAUCCACAGGUGUUUCAACGAAGUACUGAGAAACUAUUGGUGACAUUGGAUCGCAAUUUGCAGCUCACAGUUCACCAUUUACAAGUGAUGCAUAUAUUGCACUUGACCGUCUCUAGUUCAAAACCAAGUAUACUAUUAAAAUACUUAAAAUGGUCAAACUGGACCUGGAUAAUCCUUUAAACACAGGCGCUGAAUUAUUUUAAUCAGCAGUUCUUUAAAAUCCAUUUGCCAUCUGCAAAACUUUUACUAUAUUUGUAACUGACAAAACGUAGCAAUUCCACUACUAUUCUUCAUCAUGACCUCGUUCAUUUGGUUCCUGAUGAGUUCCUGAUUUCCUCAUAAAUGUUGUAAACAUCUCAUCACAGAAUGUUCCUGUAAUCUAAAUACCGAGUGUCAUCUAGGUGGUUUUUACCUGCAUUGUGUUUCUUCUCAUGAUGAGAAAAACUAAUAUUUUAUCAUCAUUCUUUGAUGCAUCUGAUUUGCAGUUUGGAAACCAGAUUGCCAGGGACAUAACAAAAUGAUGCACCAUUUCUAAGAUAGUCGCAUAUGAAGCAUAGAUGAGCCACUUUUACUUUUAAUUUAGCAGAAAUGAAUGAAUAACAUCCAUUUGGAAACUUUAAUCUCAUUUUAAACUUUGCAUAUUUUCUGUCAGCAUUGAUGUUUCUCUCACCUGGCCUGAUGAACACCUGGAGCGGCUCCAACUGACUGCAACCUGACCAAUGUUUUUGAUUAAUUCAGCUGUUAAAUCUUUGGCCCACUCAUAAAAGUAUCCACAUUUUAUCCUCAAAUAAAUGCUGUGAUGUCUACACAAAAGACGGCUGCACCAACAAAUCUAUACGUAUGCAAGCAUUUCUUACAAACUGAAUUCUCACGAGGAACAGAAAAAAGUACGAGUGAUUAAUGGAAGUAGGCAUGGAUGAAAAGGGAACCGUAGGAGAGGAUUGGCAGCAGAGCAGCCAGAGCCCUCAGUUAUAGCACAAGAACAAAAACACAAACCCAACAAAUUUCACACUUAGGAGCAACCUGUGCCAAAGCAGACAUGCAUUUAGUUUGGAAUAAAUUCAUGUCAGUUAAAAAAGCAAAUGCAACUUUUUGGUUUGUCUUUAAUUUGACUACAAUUGUUUGGAUUCUCAGGUUCUGCGAAUCACUUUAUAAAAUUUAAAAGAAAUAAAUUAAAGCUUUGGCACUUGCAUUGAGAUCUUGUCAGACUUGACACUUAUUCACACUUGUUAAAUCUCAGCACUAGUGGAAUAUUUCUACCCUCAACCCAUUUGAUGAAAAUGCAUAUUUACUUUUUUAAAAGAUUCACUAGAACUCCCUCGUUGAUGCUGCCACAGGAGGCGGAAACCCCAUACAUGUGUUUUUCUUUUUUUGUAAUGAUUGUCAGUAUUGGACCUUUUAGACUUUAGGCAGGAAGUGAGUGUUUGGGAGGCAAUUUACAGAAUUAGCUGUACUUGCCUUAGAACAAAGAUUUGUCACUGAGCAUUUAUCUUAUGACUGUGCCAUAAUCUCUCGUUACCUGUUAUAACAGGUAUUAUGUUCUGUCAGGAGUGGAAAGAAGCUCACAUGAUGCUGAAAUGGAACGUGCAUUUUCAAAAAAGACAUGUAUAUACGGAUUGUCUUUAUGCAAUAAUUAGACAUUAAAAAAAACUCACAAUAGGAUUUUUUUGCUUCGACAUCAACAGCACUUUUAGUUUUUAGACAUCAUGCAAGUUAUUUUUCCACUUCCGGGUGAUAUUGUUGUGUAGGGAAAAGCCCCUAAACUCAUGUCAUUUGAGAGCUUAUCAUGUGGAGUAAUGUAUCACUAACCUCUGAAAACCUCAGUCUAUGUUGCAACACUAUCCCUGUGGGACUUAGGACUGUGUCUAAUGUAGGAAUACUUUAAGUUUUUAUUAUUUUUCCUUUGUCCUUUUGUUGGAAAAACUUUGUUUAUGUCACAUUUCCAACACGACAGCGUAGUAUCGACGUCAAGCAUCAGUGUUGGAAAAGCCAUCAGGGACCUGAGAAAGUUGUGUUGGUCAAUAAAUCCACAGAAAGUUUCUAAGAGUUUGUUUUUAUCCCUUUUGCUUGGAAAUAUUGAUUAUCCAAUAAUUGAAAUAAAGUUUUGUUCACACUAA